AUAUCAAGCUUCGCUAUGGCACUUGCUGUACCUGUGACACUAAAGACUACUGAGGAGGGUGGGAAUGAAAGAUUUGAUUACGCGGUGUCAGCUAUGCAAGGAUACCGUCAAAAUAUGGAGGAUGCUCAUGCAAUUGUCUUAAAUCUUGAUGCUGCAACUGGCACAUCAUUCUUUGGUGUUUAUGAUGGCCAUGGAGGACCUGCUGUUUCAAAGUAUUGUGCGAGACACUUACACACAGAGCUUCUCAGACACGAAAGUUUCCGUGAUAAUCUCCAAACUGCAAUUGAGGGAACGUUCUUAAGGAUGGAUGAGAUGAUGAAAGACAGGAGUGCAGGGUGGGAACUAUCUGGGUAUGGUGGUAAUGACAAUUGGAAAGCAUACAAAAAGGCUCUGCGCUGGAGUCUACUUCUACCCUUCUUCUGUCAGAAACCUGACUAUCCGGGGCCAGAAAAUGAUGGAUGUACUGCGUGUGUGGUUCUCAUGAGAGGCAACCAAAUCAUUGUGGGAAAUGCUGGUGAUUCUCGCUGUGUACUCUCAAGGAAUAAUGUGGCGGUUACUCUAUCCACAGACUUUAAACCAAGCCUUGACGCCGAAAGAGCAAGAAUAGUAGCUGCAGGACAUGAGGUGACUUUUAGUGAGAGAGGAAAUAUGCAUCGUAUUGAUGAUGGAAUUGCAGUUUCAAGAUCACUUGGUGACCUGCUGUACAAGGAUAAACAUGAUUUAGAUCCCCAACAACAAGCAAUUACUGCCUUUCCUGAAGUUCGCACUGAACAGAUAACUCAAGAUGACCAGUUUCUUAUCAUAGCAUGUGAUGGAAUCUGGGAUUGCCUCUCAAGCCAGCAAGCAGUUGAUUUUAUAAGGAUAUACUUAAAUUCUGACGUAGGGCUGGCGUUCAUCUGCGAGGCCCUCCUUGGACACUGCCUGUCACACCCUAGAGGGAGGGACAACAUGACUGUCGUACUGGUUCGGUUCAAGACGCCAGGCGCUUGCCAAGUUAGGCUGCCACGGCCGAUCAACCAAGCUGCUGCCGCCCGAGCUGCUGCGGAACAGGAACGAGCUGCUGCGGAACAGGAACGAGCUGCUGCGGAACAAGAACAAGCUGCUGAGGAACAAGAACGAGCUGCUACGGAACAGGCUGCUGCCACUCGAGCUGCUAGUACUUCCGCACCAUCCAGCCCCAGCUUCCGCAGACCCAAGACCGAGGAGAGCCCCAAGAGCUCCAAGAGCUCAGAGCUUUGAGUUCGUUUUCUCAUGAUGAAAACAUGAACCUGCUUACCCUGGUUCUUUCAUGUGGUGCAUCUUAUCCCCCACAGAGUUUGGAUUCGUUUUGUCAGGACAAGAUGAACUUGAUUUUGUUUUGCGUAGUAUGAUUUCCUAUGAGAAUAGCUUGUCGGUCUAGGCACUGACGAUGGAAUUUUUGCCUGUGAGCCAUAUAUGUUUAGGUUAUCACAGCAAUAUUCUAGUUUUCUACGGCCUGGAGGAUGCUUAAUGUCCUAGUAUUGUUUUUUGAAUGGAUAUUGCGAUCAGAAUUUCUAUAUGCAUUUUGUGUGUCUUUGAUCUUU
Sorghum bicolor (sorghum) is the source of this 1562-nucleotide messenger RNA. RefSeq names its product probable protein phosphatase 2C 42. The record is from RefSeq and is a predicted model, not a curated record. NCBI's taxonomy places the organism in Eukaryota, Viridiplantae, Streptophyta, Magnoliopsida, Poales, Poaceae. The transcript is spliced from 10 exons. Gene Ontology annotation, biological process: protein dephosphorylation. Gene Ontology annotation, molecular function: protein serine/threonine phosphatase activity; cation binding. The coding region runs from base 16 to 1239 and encodes 407 amino acids.